CAUCUUUGCCUGCAUUUUUAUUUUCCGAGUACGAUACAGAUUCUUCCUCGCCGUGGCCUCCUUUCCUGUCGUUCCUUCGGCAACUUCGUCGCGGUGCUGUCGCGCUGUGUGUGUAUGUGUGCGCGCACGAGUGUGCGUGCGUGCGUGACGUCUUCGGGGCAAACAGCGAGUGACUCCUCCUCUCCAGCGUCUCCGUAGCUGCGACGGCACUCAUCGUUCCGCUCUGUCGCCGCAUUUGCCAUAUCAUCGUUGGCGGUCGCGCCACCCUUGGCUGAGCCGGCCCAGAAGUGUGUGCGUGCGCCCACCGGUGCGCUCCGAUUUCGGUGUGCCGCGUUCGUUCUUUGGAACAGAACGACGCAGGACGUGGUCGUGUGCGACCGCCCCUACCUCUUACGACGUUACCGAUCGCCGUGUGUCGCAUCCGCUAACUGGAGCGUCCUCCUGCGACUGCCUCUAGACAGCGCGAACCAGCGGUUCUUGUCCCCUGCCCGGACGCUAAGUUCUUCUUAGACGGACUGGGUGCACAUAAAUGGGAUGCCUUUCUGGAAUUACAUCGGGCUGUCUUUCCUGGCACUUAUCCUGCUGUCGGGGAGACUCUAUGAAGCGAGCAAGGAGAUCGCCUUCCUGCGCGUGGUGCUGGCAGCAUGGAUGCCCUCCGAGUCGGACUUAUUGCUGGGAAGCGCCGACGACCACAAGAGUCUCGUGCUGGACCGAACACGACAAACACUGACGAACCUCAAGGGCGACCUCGAAGCCUUCUUGCUGGAACUGACAUCGGCGCGGACAACGCUUGCCCUGAGCGUUGUGUUCGUGAUCAUCUACAUUCUCAGCUGGUGGUGGAUGGCGUUCGCCCUCAAGCAGGCCAAGGACGACGGUAGCGUAUCCUUGCGGACGGUGCUGCUUCUGUCCGUGUUUGCAGCCGUGGAUAUCGCUGCAAGCACCGGCUUCGUCCUACUACGGAUUAUUAUGUACGUCAUGCGAGACCGUCUAUACCCCAUGACGAUGCGAACACCAUACAUCACUGAAGCGGACCAAUUCGCUGCCUUCACAGCGCUGCGACUGGCGACGCUAAAGUCAAGCUGCGGGACCACGGACGUUCUCGUGUCCAUCGUUGUGGGCUUCCUGACCGGGCUACGGAUAUACAGCGUGGCCUGUGUCAUCUCAUUCUACAAGAAAGCGAAGAACGGUGGCCUGAGCGCCUUUCGCAAAGAAUUGUCCAACAACGCGGACUACUUUUCCGAGAGGCUGGAGCGGCUGAAGGACGUCGAGGACUACGUGCCUAAGCCUAUGAUAGCGCCUAUGCAAAACGGACGCCACAAGUCCUCGUUCUACGUGAGCAGUCGCCCCGCGGGCGGAGGCGGCUCCGAACGUGGAGGCAUCCUCGGCGCCGGCGUCGCCGGCGCGCGCCUGACGUGCGUCACGCCCACCGCGUCCACGAUAUGCGGCGGCGAGGAGAACCCCGAGGUGAAAAUCCAGGCGGCGGACAUGCCGCAGGAGAUGCAGCGCGCCGCCGUCGAGUCUGCCACGCAGGCCGUUAAGCUGUACUCGACCGAAAAGCACGUGGCCGAGAGCAUCAAGCAGGACUUCGACCAAAUGUUCCAGCCGACGUGGCACUGCGUGGUUGGGCGCAACUGGGGAAGCUGCGUCACCCACUCCAAGCAGUGCUACGUGCGAAUGGCCUACCGGGACAUGACUAUCCUACUCUAUCGCUCUAUCUGAGCAUUCGUGGGUCGAGCACCGAGCCUGCGGGAUACAAAGGCGCCUGCGAUGAUUUUUCGGGACGGACUCUCCGGCUAGCUCGUAACGGCUCUGGGAGCAUGUCUUGGGGCCAUUGAAUCCAAUGCGAAAAGGGGAGGCGCUGGGUUUAUUGCGCUUUCCUACAACGACCCACACAGGGCACCUGUCGUUAUCGGCGCAGGGCACUAGAAAGUGCGGGCGCUUCUAUCCAGUCACCUAAGUGACCACCGGUGCUCAUUGUUCUUACUAGUGCUGUGAAGUACCUGUUCAUUGUAGUACUGUGCAGUCAGACACUGCCUUUAUAAGCUGCCACUGUGUCAGCUUGUAAGUCUGGGCUAGAGGUCCAGCUCACCAUGCCAAAUUGGCCGGAGAUUCCUGGCGGGCGAAUUGUAUGAAGACGGCUCUCUAGAAACAAUUCGUGCGACUGCGGCGCAGUAUCAGUAUGGGCGCAGCGCCACACUCAGGCCGCCUAAACAUUCCAGGAAUCUGAAAGAAAUAGCCAAGUUAGGGCGUGUGAAAAUUUUGUAUUAUUUGACGAGCCCACUGGAUCUGGCGCGUAAACCGGAACCAUUUGUCCGAUGGAUAUGUAAAUGUGCCCGGAAAUAAUGUAAUUCAUACAAACUGCAAAAGGGGUGUGGGUAGGAUUCUGUUUUAGUCAUAAUUGUACAUUGAUAUGACAUUCCUAGUUAGUAGGUUGGUCAGCGCCGGACGCCGCUAAGUGGCAUUCAGUGAAUCUCAGUUGUUGUGGCUGAGUGGGCACUCUUUUAUGCUUAAGUGGAAAGUUAGAGUCACGCGUCCGUGCCUCUUCUUUAUUUCUAGCUUUGUGGCAGCCCCACAAAUGUUGCUGCAUUCUCUGUGUGCAUGAAAGGCUUCUAUACUAGCAAAUGCAUUGUGGAAGACACUGUGGAAGACUGUGUACACAUUAUGUCGGAUGAGGAGUAAAUACCGAGAGUUAUGAUAGCGUUUCCUGACACCAGAAUGGUUUUUGCAAGGGAGACGAGUUUGUAGUUGUACCGAACAAUUUUGAGGGCCGUGCGAUUACACUCGCUUAGUGCCUGCCUAUUGGGAAAUGAUGCGAUAUGGCAACAUGAAACGACAUGGCGUAUAGUUAGCGGCAAGUUCACACGUUAUCUUCAACGCUAUAGUGUAUGUUGAGCUCGUGGAAACGAUAGCACAGUAGUAGUGUCAAUUUAUGUCAGCCAACCGUGAAGCUCGCUACAAAGAACACGGCCAUUUCGUACGCCUGGCUUGAAUGUAAGCUUCGUAUUCAGUGCGAAAAAGUUUAGGCUUUGGGUAUAUACGACAGUGGAAUGUCACUAAGGUUCAACUGAGCUGCAUCGCAAGAUUUCCCUCGGCAUCACUGCCUGGAUGAUAAAGGAACGAUAAAGAGAAACUUGUGUUUGUAGCCUCGGCAAAAUAGAAAGUCUCAAAUUGCGCGCGUCUGGGAAUAGUCGCAGUGAACUACAACAAUACUAUUUGAAUUCUUGAAGUUUUUUAACGUAUGUACCUAAGCAUGUUGUACCGUCCAGCCUUUUACAUUACUGCACGCGGUCCUAUGGCUGUUGUGUAAGCAGCCGUCAUAUUGGACAUGACAAUCUUAGCUGAUGCAGUCAGCCAGGUUGACUGUUGUGUGUGCGUAUUUGUGUGUGACUGUUGAACUGACUGUCUGUUUAGGAGUGUUAAUUAUGCCACAAGCUGCGCAGGCUAUUGUUGUUUAUCAGGCUCUAAGUGUGCUUCAUUUAGCCAGAAAUUCUUUGGAGAUCGCAUUUGGGGAUGCGGACAUCUUCAGUGCGUUAGGCCAUAGUCAAGAAGGCUGAAUUUGUAGUAACCGGCAAUCGAGUACCGUUCCGCACAGGUUCUCGCCUGUUAAGCUGGAAUGGAAAAGAGGUCGUUGUUAGACACAUGCACUAGAAGCAACCUUGACGUAACUUGUUUACAACGCAAGAGUUGCCUUUAGAAACCUGAUCUUUCAGCGUAAUAACUUAUUUAUUGCUUCAGAUGCGCGAGCCACUGAAACAUUCUAAAUUCGUAUUCAAAUCUAACACGCCUAUAUUGCCAUGCUAUAGCGAGUGCGGGAUCUUCCUCAUAAAUUUGUUCCCGUUUACCUAACCAUAUUGCGUAACACACAUGCCCUUACGAAAGCAUACUAAUUAGACAUUCUUUCCAAGUGUCACGAAGGUAAGAAAGGCAUCCUUGCUUGGCGUAAAGAAUAAAGCAACUUGACUUACUAUUACAACCGUAUUGCUAGUUUUCCACUAUGUCCACAGCGGUAUAUGUGUGACCCCGCUAUUUGUUGGUGCGGCGGUUCGCUUGGAGCAGGUUUCACAAAGCGAUCCGUUCACGCGCCAUUAGACGUAUGGACUUCCAGAGUCCUGUUUAUAGUAACCUCAUAUCGCUACUUGUUUGCUACAAAUGAAUUUUUUUCGUAAGAAUUUUCAUCUAUAAGCUGACAGGAUAGAGGAAAGGCCCGUGCUAAAUCUUGAAAAGCAUCAGUUGUGUGUAAAGUGACAAAAGAAAAUUAAAAAUUCACUGUAUGCUUUUACUAUAUGAAGUUCAAAACCAUGGUGUGCCGCUCCAAUACUGUGAAUGUUAGAGAUAAUGUUAAAGAAAUAAAAAAGCGGGUUGCUGUUUGCGUGAGUGCGUCACCGUUUACACACAAAAUAAUUUGCGUGCAUUGCCGGAUGUAUUUAUUUUAUACUGACCUUCGCUCUGUACAAGCGUCACCCUGUGCGUUGUCAUUUGUAGUUUUACGGUAAUAAACUUCUUUUUCACGUCA
This is a messenger RNA of Rhipicephalus sanguineus (brown dog tick), 4513 nucleotides long. RefSeq lists its product as uncharacterized. Gene Ontology annotation, cellular component: cytoplasmic dynein complex. The record is from RefSeq and is a predicted model, not a curated record. The coding region runs from base 535 to 1719 and encodes 394 amino acids. Gene Ontology annotation, molecular function: dynein light intermediate chain binding; dynein intermediate chain binding. Gene Ontology annotation, biological process: microtubule-based process; cilium assembly. The transcript has 9 exons. NCBI's taxonomy places the organism in Eukaryota, Metazoa, Arthropoda, Arachnida, Ixodida, Ixodidae.